AUGACCACCAUGGGAAUGGGAAUCCUUGGCUUCGCACUCGUACUCGUGGCGGCUGCGGCCGCUAUGGACCUAACUGAGGAGGACUGGGAUGUGAAGACGGCUGGCAAAAACGUGUUUGUGAAAUUCUAUGCGCCUUGGUGCGGCCACUGCCAGAACAUGAAGCCAGCAUGGGACCAACUCAUGCAGGCAUACAAGGAUCAUGACCAGAUCCUCAUCGCAAACGUGGAUUGCAUCGGGGCUGGUAAGAGCAAGUGCGCGGAGGAGGGCAUCAAGACCUUCCCCACGUUAAAGUACGGCACUCCACAUGACCUUGAGGACUACAGAGGAAGUCGGGACUUUGAGGAUUUGGCGGCAUUCGCUGAGGAGAGCCUGCAGCCCUCCUGUAGCCCAGAGCGUGUGGAUCUCUGCGAAGACGAAAAGCUGCAGCAGCUGAAGGAUUACUUGGCCUUGCCGAUGGCCGACCUCAAAGCAAAGAUCAAGGAGGGCGAAGUGGAGAGCCAAGCAGCAGAGAAAGAGCUUGACGCGCUGCUCCGGUCUCUGCAGAAGCAGUACAACGCUGGACAGAAGGAGAAGGCACGAAAGCAAAAGGAGAUCAACGAGAGAGGCCUUGCGCUGAUGAAAGCAGCGCAGGUGUACCGAGAGCACGUGAAGCUUGAUGCCUGA
Molecule: messenger RNA, 663 nt
Organism: Symbiodinium pilosum
Lineage: Eukaryota; Dinophyceae; Suessiales; Symbiodiniaceae
Source: the annotation of a GenBank genome assembly